This is a messenger RNA of Cyprinus carpio (common carp), 2587 nucleotides long. It is a transcript of the gene rab35b, whose product is annotated as ras-related protein Rab-35. Lineage: Eukaryota; Metazoa; Chordata; Actinopteri; Cypriniformes; Cyprinidae. Gene Ontology annotation, cellular component: endosome membrane; plasma membrane. Gene Ontology annotation, biological process: endocytic recycling. The record is from RefSeq and is a predicted model, not a curated record. Gene Ontology annotation, molecular function: GTP binding; GTPase activity.
UGGUCCCCAGCCGCGCUGGUGCGGCAGGAGGAAGCGCCGUUUCCGGUAAUGAGCGACUGACUGCUGACAAACCCCGACGACAAACCCGCUGCUUUCGGCAUCUACCGGGCUGAAAUUGUCCGCUCUCAUCCGGGCGGCACGUCAGACGGGUUCCAGCCAAGCGUUCGGCUGGAGAGAGGCGUGAAGCUGCAGCGAAGCCGCGGGGUUUGAGCCUCCCACCGCCGGCAUGGCCCGCGACUACGAUCACCUCUUCAAACUGCUGAUCAUCGGUGACAGCGGUGUUGGAAAGAGCAGUCUUCUCCUGCGCUUCGCAGACAACACUUUUUCAGGUAGUUACAUCACCACUAUAGGAGUCGACUUCAAGAUCCGAACAGUGGAGAUUAAUGGAGAGAAGGUGAAACUGCAGAUAUGGGACACAGCAGGACAAGAGCGAUUCAGAACCAUCACGUCUACGUAUUACAGAGGAACUCAUGGGGUUAUAGUAGUGUAUGACGUCAGCAGCGCUGAAUCCUUUGUCAAUGUCAAGCGAUGGCUGCAUGAAAUAAACCAGAACUGCGAUGACGUCUGUCGAAUACUAGUGGGCAAUAAAAAUGACGAUCCAAACUCUAAGGUUGUGGAGACGAAUGACGCACAGAAGUUUGCUGAGCAGAUGGGCAUCAGCCUGUUUGAGACGAGCGCAAAAGAGAACAUCAACGUGGAGGAGAUGUUUAACUGCAUCACAGAGCUGGUGCUCCGAGCAAAGAAAGAGUCUGUGGCCAAACAGCAGCAACAGCAGCAGAACGAUGUGAUUAAACUCAACAAGAAUAGCAAACGAAAAAAAAAAUGCUGCUAGUGGAUGGACAGAUGUUCCUCUGCACGGCGAUCUGCACACGCAGAUGGACUGUGAUCCUCUCACUUAAGAUUUCACAAAAACACAGUGCGGACGAAUGCAGUCCUUUUUGGACCGAGACAAACCACAGUGACUUUUUAAAAGAAAAUGUACAGAUUUUAUCAGAGUCAAGGAUUUUUAUUUGGAAUUCGUGAUAUUUAAUAAAAGAUCUUCCUUCUUUAUUGAAGGACCAGCAAGCUGACGUGAUCGCCAAACCGUGCAGGUUUCUGUAUGCUUACUCUCUGUAUACUCUACAGUGAUUAUAUAUCUCUAUUAUCCAUCAUCUCAGGAGUAAUUUUUAUUUUCUUCUGUAUUUUGCUUCUCUUUCUGUAUUUUUUUGUGGAAUGCCAUUGUUUUUUUUUGUUUUCUGCAAGAACAAUUUGGGCCUUUUUUCCCCUUUUUUGCAUUUUUAAAUUUUUUUUUUUUUUUUUUUUUUUUUUUUAAUGAAAGAAUACAAUUACAGACAUUUACUCACCAUGGACUCAUAAUGAUGCCAACAACUUUGUUUUUAUUAGUUUAUUUUUAGAUAAUAUCAAUUAGAGAUCAUUCAUGUUUUUUUUUCUCAAGCCUGUUUCAUUGGGUGAAUCUCGCAAAAAAGUAUCUCCAGGUCACAUUAAAAAUGUAUUAUAUUUUGCAUAAAGAAAAUGAAGCCUAUGUUUAGGAUCAAGCACAUUUCAUCCGAAAUUCUCAUUGCCAAUGCAAGAAAUUUGAUGUUUAUAAAUUAUAAAGUAAUUAUACAUCAUGAUAGUAUUUGUUGUACUUCCUUUAACUGAUGCUUGUUUAAAGGCAUUUUUGUAUAAUUCUUUUCUUUUUGCUAUAGUUCAUUAAAAAUUAUUAUAGCGAUAAGAAUUUACUAUGAAUUAAAACAUCUGGGUGUGUUUCAGUAAUGUGCAUUAAAAAGAGCAUUAGCAUUAAUCAUCAUGAAAAUAAAGUUAAUUAAAAAAAAAAAAAAAAAAAAACAAGUCUUAAAGUAGGCUUCAUUUCUUCAUGGAAAAUGUCAUUUCUUUUUGUCCUUUAGAUUAACACGGUCUCAUGAGAUUCACCGCAUUAGUUCAGGCUUCGGGUCUUCAUGAUGUGGACAGCAGAGCUCCUUUGACAUUCACAGAUGUCUUCUGUCGCUUCGGGCUCGUGUUUUUCUGCUUUUGUUUUUCCCGUGAAGAUGAAGAGGAUGAGAGUGGAUGAUGCUGCCAUAAUCUCAGAACAGUCCUUUCCUUGAGUGUUGCCAUACCCCUCCGUAUUAGCCGUUUUGCGGACUCUGGAGUCACAUCUUCGGGUUUGUGAAUGCUUUCAAUCGAAGCUGAUGUUAAGAACAAGAUUUCAUCUUCUGCAUCUCAUGGAAGAGUGACAUUGAUGUGCCAUAUGAGGACGAAUGACGCACAAUCAUCUGGACCCAGAAGACACUGAUACAAGCAAUGUUUAAAAACAUAAUCACCGUGUUUAUGCACAGUUGCAAAGGGUGUAUUGCUAAUAUGAAAUGUAAUAUGUUUUAUAUGUGGAAGGGUGAGGUUAUGUUAACGUGUUUAAGCCAAAGGGGUGAAUCAGAAUCUUGGGUUCAUCCCUAAAUUUCUUGAAUACGCUAUUGACACUUUUACUGAACAGUCUUUAUGGCAGAUCCUCCUUUGCCAUCACUCCGUGUGAUCUUCCAUUGGCGUCUCUAUGGAGGUGAAUCUCACAAAAACAUGACCAUGUCCCAAUUCACCUUAAUAGAAAAAGAUAUUU